Messenger RNA from Diaporthe batatas, 2048 nucleotides. RefSeq lists its product as uncharacterized. The record is from RefSeq and is a predicted model, not a curated record. Bases 524 to 1834 code for a protein of 436 amino acids. Gene Ontology annotation, cellular component: intracellular anatomical structure. Gene Ontology annotation, molecular function: nitric oxide dioxygenase [NAD(P)H] activity; heme binding; FAD binding. Lineage: Eukaryota; Fungi; Ascomycota; Sordariomycetes; Diaporthales; Diaporthaceae. The transcript has a single exon. Gene Ontology annotation, biological process: nitric oxide catabolic process; cellular response to nitrosative stress.
GUUGGAAGAAAACAAAGUGCCCUGAAAAGGCGACCCACACAACCAAUCACAAUAAUUCUAUUACUCCAGAUCCUCAAUGGGUCUGCCAGCGCCGAGGGUCUUCCUUCGGCCAUCGCACACAGCGGAUGUCCGAGCGGUGGCAUGAUUUCCAAGGUUUCCAAGGUUUUCCCAGGGGUGUGGGAGCGACUGACUGGAAUCAUGCUCGCGGCCAGCGGGACAAUGGUAAAUAGAUGGAGUGGCACGAUGAUGGCUGAGAACUGCAUCUCCGUGGCAGAUGAAAAAUACACCAAUAUUAAUACCAAGCUGCAGCCCGUACCUGCAUCGUGUUUGAGACCUGACUCUUGUAACAGACUGGCACAUCACCGCAAACACCACUCAUCAUUCUUGCCUAACACCUCACUUGGCACUCACGACAGUGACUGACCGCUCACAACAACCACCCUGCGACAACCUUACAAGACACCACGCCGUACUUGUACCACCGUAUUGGGAUCUCACCCUCGACUAGGAAUACAUCACCACAAUGACCGUGACACCCAGCACAACAGCAGGCCCAAAACCGGGUGACGCCACCAAUGGCGACGCUGUCCCCCAAGCAGCGCCCCUGAGUCAAGCUCAGCUGGCCAUCAUCAAGGCCACUGUGCCCGUUCUGCAGGUCCAUGGUGAGGCUAUCACGAAAACUAUGUACGACAACAUGAUCGGCGCUCAUCCCGAACUGCACAACGUCUUCAGCACUACCUCUCAGACCACCGGAAGGCAGCCACGGGCACUUGCGCGCUCAGUUCUCGCGUACGCCAUGUACAUUGACGACCUGCCCAAGCUGGCACACGCCGUGGAGCGGAUAGCCCAGAAGCACGUCAGCCUGUUCAUCCAGCCGGAACAAUACGACAUCGUGGGGGGAUUCUUGAUAGGCGCCAUCGGCCAGGUCCUAGGUGACGCAGCCACACCCGAGAUUGUGGACGCCUGGACGGCUGCGUACGGGAUCCUGGCCAGCGUGUUCAUCAACCGCGAGAAGGAGCUGUACAAGGCCGAUGAGAACUGGACGGGCUGGCGCAAGUUCCGCAUUGCGAGGAGGGUGAAGGAGGCCGAGGACGUCGCGAGCUUCUACCUCGAGCCCGUGGAUGGGGCCGCGCUGCCAAGCUUCCUCCCCGGCCAGUACGUCAGCCUGCAGGUUUUUGUGAAGCAGCUGGGCUACAACCAGAGCCGGCAGUACAGCCUGAGUCAGGCACCCGACGACGCAGGCAAAUCCUACCGCGUCAGCGUCAAGAAGGACCGGGACGCCGAGGCGGGCAUCGACGGCCUCAUCUCGAACAUGCUGCACGACGGCUACAAGGAGGGCGACGUGGUCGAGCUGUCGCACCCGCAUGGCGAGUUCUUCCUGGACCCGUCGGAUGUCUCAAAGGAGGGCGCGCCCGCCGUGCUUAUCUCCGCCGGCAUCGGCGCGACGCCGCUCAUGUCCAUGCUCCACGCCUUGGCGAAGCCCUCGGCAGUCAAGAGGCCCGUCUCGUGGGUCCACACCGCGCGGUCGAGAGCUACACAGCCGUUUGCCGAUGAGGCGACCGCCACGCUGGAUCAGGGGGCCAUCAAGGACAGGGCCUCGACUCACGUCCAUCUGAGACAGGGGCUCGACGGAGAGGGAAAGCCAAGGUUGGACAUUGCGGCUUUGGGCCGGGAGGGCAAGCUCUUCGUGAACGACUCAAGGGCGGAGUACUUUAUCUGCGGACCGGAGAAGUUCAUGUUGGAGGCGAGAAAGGCACUUAGGGAUCUUGGUGUUGAGAAGAGCAGGAUCUACCUGGAGUUGUUUGCGACCGGCGAUGUGGCGGAUGACGCUUAGACGACGGCCGUGGGAGGUCAGUUCUAGAGAUUUGGAAACGUUUGUUGAAAUUAAGAGGAUUCAGAUGCCACAUUUUGGACAAUGGGCUGCCAGAAGAGUAGAUCAUGGUGGCAGGAAACUCCUACGAUAUCAUUUCAUUUGGGGCGGCCAUGGAACUCAGCUCACCUUGUAAUAACAAUUGUCUUUUGUAGUAAGGGAUCAAAACUUUACCACC